Molecule: messenger RNA, 3380 nt
Organism: Trifolium pratense (red clover)
Lineage: Eukaryota; Viridiplantae; Streptophyta; Magnoliopsida; Fabales; Fabaceae
Product: disease resistance protein RPM1-like
Exons: 2
Coding region: 1629-3074 (481 amino acids)
Biological process (GO): defense response to other organism
Molecular function (GO): ADP binding
Source: RefSeq, a predicted model, not a curated record
GCUAACAUAAACUUACUUUCAUAACUUUUGUGCCUUAAAUGCCAUCUACUUUUAUAGAUAAGCCAUAUUCACAAGAGGGUCUUUUACAGACAUGCAAGGUCUUCCUUUAUGUUGUUUUGGAUACGAAAUUAUUUAUCUCUAAAAUAAAAGAUAAUCCCUAUCCAUACACUCAUAUCACUUUGCCUUCCCUUAUGUCUUUAUCUAACAAAUUUCCAUCCAUAUCAUCUUCAUCUCACACAGUGUAGUAUACAUCUCACACACACACACAGAUCUCAAAACAAAACAAAAAAAUUCUCAAAAUGGCAGAAAUGGCAGUGUCAUUUGCUAUUGACAAACUGCUUCCAUUGUUAAUAGAAGAAGUGAAACUGCUCAAAGGUGUUCACAAUGAAUUUGCAGAAAUUAAGGAUGAACUGGAAAGCAUCCAAGCCUUCCUUAAGGAUGCUGAUAGAAGAGCUGCAGCUGAUGCAGACAACACUGAUGAAGGAGUCAAAAUCUGGGUGAAACAGCUUAGGGAAGCAGCUUUUCGGAUAGAAGACAUCAUUGAUAACUAUAUGAUGCAUGUGGAACAACAGCCUCGUAAUCCCGGAUGUGCAGCUUUACUCAACAAUUUUUCUCACUUGUUCAAAACUUUAAAACAACGCCACCAAAUAGCGUCUGGAAUUCAAGACAUUAAAUCAUUGGUACGUGGGAUCAAGGAAAGAAGUGAAAGAUACGGUUUCCAACGUUCUUUGGAUCAAGGAUCGAGCAAUUCUAGAGGAAGCAAAAAUGCCAAAUGGCACGACCCUCGAGUGGCUGCUCUUUACAUUGAUGAAGCCGAUGUUGUGGGCUUUGAAGCGCCUAGAAAAAGAUUGAUUGAUUGGAUGGUAAAGGGAAGAGAAGAGCGCACUGUCAUUUCUGUGGUAGGAAUGGGCGGGCAAGGUAAAACAACUCUAGCAAAGACAGUUCUUGACAACAAGGAUGUCAUUGGUCACUUUGAUUUUGUUGUAUGGAUCACGGUGUCUCAAUCAUACAAUGUUGAAGGGUUGUUGAAGGACAUGUUGCUAAAGUUUUACAAACAAAAAGGCAGCAAUCCUCCUGAUAGUAUUUAUAAAAUGGAUCGAGAGUCAUUGACAAAUGAAGUGAGAAACUACUUGCAGCAAAAGAGGUACGUUGUCGUGUUUGAUGAUGUUUGGAAUGUGCAUUUUUGGGAUGAUAUUGAAUUUGUUGUAAUUGAUAAUAAAAAUGGAAGUAAGAUUUUGAUAACAACAAGGAACCUAGAUGUUGUGGUAUCUUGUAAAAAAUCUUCUUUCAUUGAGGUCCUUGAGUUGCAGCCUUUAACUCAAGAACAAUCAUUGGAGUUGUUCAAUAAGAAGGCAUUCAAAUUUGACUCCGGUGGAUGUUGUCUGAAAGAGAUCAGUGGUAUAACUAUUGAGAUUGUUAAUAAAUGCAAGGGUUUACCACUUGCAAUUGUGGCCAUUGGGGGUCUUUUGUCUACAAGAGUGAAAAAGGGGUUUGAGUGACAGAGAUUUAGAGAAAAUUUAAGUUCAGAGCUAAAGAAAGAUACACAUCUAAUUGGCAUAAAAGAAAUCAUAGGUUUAAGUUACAAGGAUUUGCCUUACUAUCUCAAGUCAUGUUUGUUGUAUUUUGGAAUGUAUCCAGAAGAUUACAUAGUUCAAUCAAAGAGACUGAUUCGACAAUGGAUAGCUGAAGGGUUUGUGAAAGAGGAAACCGGGAAGACUUUGGAAGAAGUUGCAGAAGGAUAUUUAACAGAGUUGAUCCAUAGAAGCUUGGUGCAAGUAUCUUCAAUUAGAAAAGAUGGUAAAGCUAAAGGUUGUUGUGUUCAUGAUCAAAUACGUGAGAUGAUCCUUGAAAAGUUUGAGGAUUUAAACUUUUGUACUCAAAUUAGUGAAGAUGGCAAGUCAUCCUUAAAUGGAAUAAUUCGGCGUUUAUCAAUAAUAACCACUUCUAAUAAUUUAACUCAAUGUAUUGAAAGCUCACAUGUUCGAUCACUGCUUGUUAUCACAGAUAAAGAAUCAAAAAUAUUUUUUGAGGUUAAAAUCCCUAAAAAUUUCAAGCUGUUGAGGGUUCUUGAUUGUAACUCUGAUUCAUUGACGAGUGUUCCUGAGAAUUUAGGAAAUUUUAUCCACUUGAAGUAUUUAAGCUUGGGAAAGUCUUUAGUGAUAGUAUUUGGAAUCCCAAAAUCUAUUGCAAUGCUCCGUAACCUAGAGACCUUCAAUAUAGAGAGUACAAGAGCUAUGUUGCCCAAAGAAAUUAAUAAACUUGGUAAGCUAAGACAUCUUACUGGCAUGCACCUGUAUUUGAUUGAAUUAGAGGAUGGUAUUGAAGAGAUGACAUCCCUACAAACGCUACGAAAUGUUGAUUUACAUAUGGAGGGAGCAGAAAAGAUGAUUACAGGGUUAGGAAAGCUGAAGCAGAUAAGGGAUUUGGGGUUGGUUAAUGUUCGUAGAAAAGAUGGAAUCAUUCUAUCUUCGUCAAUCAAUGAAAUGCAACACUUGGAAAGACUAGCUGUUGUAUCAAGACAUGAAAAGCGCUCUUAUGAAGUCAUUGAUUUGAAUUUGAUUUCAUUGCCAACUAAGCUUCGAAAGCUUACGCUAAGUGGGAUUCUACAGAAGUUUCCCGAAUGGAUUCCAAAGCUUCAAAAUCUUGUUCAGUUGACGUUGUGCUACUCCCGUUUAACUGAAGAUCCAUUGAAAUCACUAAAAAGUUUGCAAAACUUGUUGUUCCUCUCGAUAAAGAAAUCUGCUUUUGAAGGUUUGUGUUUGCAUUUUGAAGAUGGAUGGUUUCAGAAACUAAAGGAACUGCAUGUUGAAUAUUCAGAUGAACUGAGAGAUAUUAUUAUCGACAAAGGAGCAUUGUCUUCUUUGAAAAAGCUGUGUCUACAUGGAGUUCAUAGACUGACGAAUAAUAUUCCCACCGGUAUCCAACACUUGGAGAAGCUUGAAGUUCUUGGUAUUUAUUUUGCAUCGUAUGAACUUCAGAACAUUUCUACUGAUGAUUGGAAUUCGAUUCAGCAUGUGCCCCUUGUAGACUUUUUUAACUGGUAUGGAGUGCGUAUUCUAAUCCCAAGGAGUUAGAAAUCAUGAUUUACCAUAAUCAAGGAGAAAAAAGGUGUUGGGUUCAAUUUCAAGUGCAAUGGCAACUCUGAUUCUCCACAGGGACUUCUACUGCAACACUUUGGAACUUUUGUUGUUCUUCAAUAAAAAAGUUAUAUGUUUGAUUUGUUGUUCUUUUGAGUUUGAUGUUUGAGUUAUAUGUAAUUGUAGUAUAUCAUGUAUACAACAUAUUAUGAGGGAUUCCCUUUCAAGAAUUGUGAGACCUUAUUUUUCUGUUGAUUUCCUUUGUUUUGGUGCAAUAAAAAUGAAAGUUUUAUGUAAUUUUCA